AUGACUUCAAAUACGGUAAGGAUUGUAGUUUGUGGAGAUGAGGCGGUUGGUAAGUCUUCAUUAAUCACUGCAUUAUUGAAAGAAGAAUUCGAGCCCAACAUCCAGAAAGUUAUCCCACCGAUUACAAUAUCCAAAGAAGAUUACGCCACAAGCGCGUAUGAGUAUUUGAUGGAAUCAGAAUCCAGUAGUGCCACCACUGCAGCCAAAUCUUCUACUUCGAGAAGGAAGUCACAUUCUUCGAGGAUGAAUAAAGGUAAUUCCUUUUCUGGAAAAUCAUCUUCGUCAUCCCUGCUGUCUACAUUUAGUCCAAAAACAUCGGCGAUAGCAUCCUCAUCCUCUUCCCUUUCAUCAUCCUCUUCACCUUCCUCCUCGUCAGUGUCCCUCUCUUCUGAUUCUCCAGAUAAAGAUUUAACAUCGUCGAGCGGCUCAAUCCAUUUGCUGAGAUAUAUACCCACAAAUACCAUCCUCGUAGACACGAAUCUGUCCGAUGCUGCCCAGCUUCAAAAGGAAUUGAAAAGAGCAGAUGCUAUUUGGCUAGUAUACUCCGACCAUUAUACGUACGAGCGUAUUUCUAUACAUUGGUUAGCGAUGUUCAGGUCCAUGGGUGUUAGUUUACCCAUAGUCAUAUGUGCUAACAAGUCAGAUAUCCAAGAUGCAACCUCGAGUACCCCGAAACAACAAAACGCCGAAGAAUUUGUUCCCUUGAUAAAUGAAUUCAAAGAGGUCGAAGCCUGUAUAAGGUGUAGCGCUAAAUCAAACUACAACGUCAGUGAAGCGUACUAUUUGUGUGAACGAGCCAUUACACAUCCAAUCUCGCCUAUUUUUGACUCCAAAGAAGGGAACUUGAAACCAAGUUGCGUAGUUGCAUUAAAACGAAUCUUCUUCCUCUGUGAUAAAGAUCAAGAUGGCUUCUUGAACUUUGAGGAAUUUUCUAAAUUGCAUAUGAAAUGCUUCAAUACACCCUCGACAAAUGAACAGUUCCAAACUAUUAUCAAUACAAUUGGAAAGACCAUCUUCCCAGACGAGAACAAAGGGGAUGAACUUAAAUUAUCGGAAGAUGGUUUCAUUCUCUUGAAUAAAAUAUAUGCUGAAAGAGGCAGACAUGAAACUAUCUGGGGAAUAUUGAGAAGCUUCCAAUACACCAAUUCCUUAUCAUUACAAGACAAGUUUUUAUUCCCACAAUUGGAUAUUCCUAAUAAUUCAAGUGUUGAAUUGGGGCCCAUAGGUUAUAGAUUCCUUGUUGAUCUAUUUUUAAAAUUUGAUAAGGAUAAUGACGGGGGAUUGAAUGAAGUAGAAUUGAACAACUUAUUUGUACCUACACCUGGUAUCCCUAAACUUUGGCAAGAGUGCCAAUUCCCUUCUUCUAUUGUGAGAAACGAGGAAGGGUAUGUCUCGUUACAAGGUUGGCUAGCCCAAUGGAGCUUGACUACGUUCUUGGACUAUAAAACUACCCUUGAAUACUUAGCUUAUUUAGGUUUCGAUGACUACGAAACAUCAUCUAUAAAAGCAUUGAAAGUGACAAAACCGAGGAAAACAAGACAAAAGCAAGGAAAGCAUUACAGGCAGCAAGUCAAUGACAGAAAUGUGUUCAAUUGCUUCAUAAUAGGUGCUCCAGGGUGUGGGAAAACCUCAUUACUCGAACUGUUUUUACGGGGAAGUUUCAGUGAAGUGUAUAAUCCUACGAUAAAACCUAGGAUAUGUGUUAAAGAUAUUGAACUUAGAGGAGGUAAGCAGUGCUACUUGAUCUUAGAAGAAUUGGGAGAAUUGGAGCCUGCUAUCUUGGAGAAUAAACUCAGGCUCGAUCAAUGUGAUGUAAUAUGUUAUGCUUACGAUUCAUCUGACCCAGAGUCAUUUCAGUAUCUUGUUGAUUUGAGAGAGAAGUAUUCUAGCAGGCAUACCAAUAACGGGAGUCUCAAUGGAAAUAUGAAUAGUGUAAAUUCAAUUAGUAGCAGCAUAGGGGCAGUAGUCGGUGGAGUGACAGGGACUGUAGGUGGGAUCGACGAUCACCACCACCAUAACUACAAUACGAAUAAUCACUUGGACGAAAUACCAAGUGUGUUCGUAGCAUUGAAAGCUGAUUUAGAUAAGCAACAGCAGAGAUCAGACAUACAACCGGAGAACUAUACAAGAGAUUUAUUUUUGAGUUCUCCCAUACACAUUUCUUCGUCUUGGCCCACUUCCAUUCAUGAAUUGUUUAUUCAGCUAGUUGACGCUGCGAAGAAUCCAAGAACAGCCACUCCUGGUUUAGAGACGGAGCCUGAAGACGCUGAUUUGGAAAACAUGAAGCACUUAAUUUUGGCGGGGGGUGCCAUAGGAAUAAUGUCUAUAGUUUCGAUUUGGAUCUGGAAGAGUUCACUCCAAAGCACCAGGUAA
Dujonia railenensis is the source of this 2373-nucleotide messenger RNA. The record is from the annotation of a GenBank genome assembly. NCBI's taxonomy places the organism in Eukaryota, Fungi, Ascomycota, Pichiomycetes, Serinales, Debaryomycetaceae.